ACUGUAUGUCAUACUUCAGGAAAUGGGCUGCGACACCACCUACAACAACAAGGAGGCAGCCUACGACAGUGACGUAACCAUCGUGUGUGUCAAGCCGGCUGUGGUGUCUCGGGUCCUGCAUGAUCUGAAGUCCUGCGUGACGCCCAGCAGGCCCCUAGUGACCUCUGUGGCCCUCGGGGUGACCCUAGCCUCCCUGGAGGGAGCUCUGCCCCCGCUGGCUCGGGUGGUGAGGGUCAUGCCCAACACUCCUGCCCUGGUCAUGAUGGGAGCGUCAGUGUUUGCAAGAGGUGCCCACGCUACUGACCAGGAUGCCCAGCUCACACACAGACUGCUGUCAUCGGUGGGUGUGUGUGACGAGGUUCCUGAGACCUGCCUCGACGCUGUCACUGGUCUCAGUGGUGCCGGACCUGCCUACAUGUACGUGGUGAUAGAAGCCCUGGCAGAUGGGGGAGUGAAGAUGGGCCUACCCAGGCACCUGGCACUGAAGUUAGCAGCCCACACCAUGAUGGGGUCAGCCAAGAUGGUACUGACUACAGGCAAACAUCCUGGACAACUCAAGGACGAUGUAUGUUCUCCUGGAGGUUGCAGUAUCCAGGGUGUACAUGCUCUGGAGCGUGGCCGCCUCAGAUGUGCUCUCAUGAAUGCUGUCCAUGAUGCCACACUCACCUCCCGGGAGACUGACGCUGCCAAGUAGUUGGUCGCAACUGGAAGGACUUGCCAGAUACUGUCAGGAUCAUUGUAGCUGGCAAGUAGUUACUACACUUGUAGUAAUUACCCCAGCAGGCACGUAGUUACUACAGUUGAACAGUAAUUACCACAUCAGGCAAAUACUUACUACAUCUGUGCCAUGAAGCUGGGGAAUGGCUCUUGAUCUAAGGAAACAGAGCUACCCUCCAAAGCCCUCUGAUCAAACUUGGUCACUUCCCGCUCCCCAGGUGCUGUACAAACCUUGCAAGUUUAACGUUAUCGUAUGAGCCUCGUAAUAUAAUAAUAAUGAACUUGUGGAGUAAGUGGGUAUAUAUACGUAGGUUGUAUCAGCUUGUACAUGUGCUGGAGACAAUACACGUGUAGUAUUGUAGAACAUCCCAGUAGGUCUACAUAACACGCUUCUACGUGUUUAUACAUGAACUGGAGUAACACAUACAUGCAGCGUUAAUACGCGUUCACCGCAGGUUGUAGAACACACACACAC
This is a messenger RNA of Cherax quadricarinatus, 1192 nucleotides long. It is a transcript of the gene P5cr-2, whose product is annotated as Pyrroline-5-carboxylate reductase-like 2. Gene Ontology annotation, molecular function: pyrroline-5-carboxylate reductase activity. The record is from RefSeq and is a predicted model, not a curated record. NCBI's taxonomy places the organism in Eukaryota, Metazoa, Arthropoda, Malacostraca, Decapoda, Parastacidae. Gene Ontology annotation, biological process: L-proline biosynthetic process.